UCUUACUGCCGCUCCCUGAUUCAUCUGUAUGCUCCUGAUGGAGAGAAGUACAAACCCACUAUCACCCCGACAUCUGGGUUUUCGCCGACCGCCGACGCUGAGCACCUGAAGCGCGCAAUGCGAGGACUCGGCACAAACGAACAUGAAAUCAUCGAUGUACUUGGAAAUCGUACUUCAGCUGAAAGGGUGGCCAUUCGCGACGUCUAUCCUUCAAUUUCCAGCAAGAUCAGUAGAAGUUGCCUUUCGGAAAGCAAGAUGAUUUACGGCACAAGAUAUCCAUUCACUUCAAUUUUAUUACAGACCCUGCAUGAGGCUUUAACCAGUGAGCUGAGUGGGAAUUUCCGAAAAUUUGCUUUAUUGCUAAUCCAAUCACCGUGGCAAGUGAUGGCAGGAGCUCUCUAUAAGGCCAUGAGGGGAGUUGGAACUAAGGAGCGCGUACUCAAUGAAAUUAUUGCUGGAUGUUCAAAGGAGGACAUUCCCAAGUUGAAAAAGGCCUUCGAAGAAGUGAGCGAAGGGGAAAGUCUUGAGGACGCGAUCAAGGGGGACACGAGCGGCAGCUACCGAGAAGCACUUCUGUUGGCCCUCACUGGUCAGGCUGACGAGCCCCAGGCGAUGCAACUCAAAAGCCUGACACCCUCCACACUCAGUCAGGUGGUGAAUCUCGGCCUUGCUGAAGCGGAUGCAAAGGAACUGCACGCUUGUGGUGAGGGGCGCCCAGGCACAGCGGAAAGUCGUUUCAUGCGCCCUAUCAUUAAUCGCUCAUUCCUUCAAAUCAAUGCGACCAAUGAGGCCUAUAUUCGGGCCUAUGGUCACCCAUUAAUUGAGGCAAUAAAGAGGGAGACAUCGGGAGACCUGGAAGACUUUCUUGUGACUAGAGUCCGGUACGCCAUUGAUCGCGCUGCUCUUUUCGCUGAACUCCUCCACUUUGCCAUGAGAGGAGCUGGUACCAAAGACUGCACCUUGCAACGCGUUCUUGCCCUCAGAGCAGACACGGAUUUGAAAAGUAUCAAGGAGAAGUACGAAGAGAUCUAUGGCGAAACCCUCGAGGAGGCAAUCAAGGGUGAUACUUCCGGUGAUUAUGAGGAACUCUGCUUGAAAAUAAUCGGCUCCACGUAG
Molecule: messenger RNA, 1116 nt
Organism: Hydatigera taeniaeformis
Lineage: Eukaryota; Metazoa; Platyhelminthes; Cestoda; Cyclophyllidea; Taeniidae
Source: the annotation of a GenBank genome assembly